AUGGCUUUUGACUGGCGCUCGCACCAUACACCGUCCCCCACACCGUCCCCGGCGCCGCAGGAGAUGUCGGACGAGCAGUCGGCCCAGUCCUCGCACCAGCAGAGGGUCCGCAGGCGGAAGCGGCUGGCGAAGGCUUGCGACAACUGCCACAAGGCGAAACGAAGGUGCGACGGCAACGUCCCUUGCAGCAACUGCCACCAUGCCUCCAAGACGUGCACCUACACGGACGCGCUUGGACGACCCGUCCCUGCGCCAGGUCAGAUGCGGCUCGAAGGGCCCUCAUCUCAGCCGAAGGUCAUCCCUCCUCCCGCUGGCACCUCUGGCAAAUAUUACUUUACCAGCUUUCCGCCACAGUCCUACGAGCAGUCGACUUCGCAGCCAUUGCCCGAGCUGCCCGCGCUUGGACCUUCGACGUCCUCUUCACUCGCACCGCCUUCCGAUAAUGGGCCCAGCAGGCAGCAUACGCGUCAGACCGAUGAGCGUUACAACCCCAUGCGACGGCCCCAUCCCAGCCCUCGAGAACAGGUCCAAGCCGAAACUCCAGAGUCUGUACUCACAUUACAGCACGCACGCAAGAUCCCACUCGAUAACGCAUUGACGCGCGAACUGGUGAACCUAUUCUUCACGCACUGCCAGCCGGCGCGCAUGAUCUUCCACAAGCCGACCAUUGAGACCGCGCUCGCACACAACACAAUACCUGGCUACCUGCUGUUCGCUAUUUGCGCCUUGGCGGCGCCGCUAUCCAAACAGCCGCGCAUUCAAUGCACGCCCGCGAGAUACGGGGGAACACCAUUCGCGCAGGAGGCGCUCAGUCUCAUGUUCGAUGGCGCGGGUCGGCUGCUCUGCGAAGCCAACCUCUCGACGGCGCAAGCUCUCUGCCUCUUGCAAAUUCAUGACAUGAUCUCCAGUUGGCCUGCUGCUUCCUGGAAUAAGAAGCACUCCAGUCUAGCCCUAUUGAUCGUGGAGAAACUUGGGGUGAACCAGCCAGAAUAUCGGUAUUCGACGCCAUUGCCCAGUACAGAACAUAUCCGCGCGAGCAUCGACCGCGAGUGCGUCCGGCGAGUGUACUGGCUGACCUACAUCAUGGACAUCUACGCGUCAAUAUACUUCAAAGCCGAGCCUACCUGGUUGGAGCGCGAGCCUCACUGCCCGCUGCCCCAGGACGAGACGACGUUCGAACUUGCGACCCAGGCCGCUACACCAGAAUUUCUGCACCUUCCUGGUUCUCAAACAACGUCCGCAUCAGAAACCGGCCAUCUUGUGCGCAUCACGGCGAUAUGGGGCGAGAUAGAACUCGCCCUCGACGCCGUCGACGAUCCGGACCUGAAGCAAGAGGUGUCGGCGAAUAAAUUUUCAGCCCUGCAGGAGAAGUACGAGGCUUGGGAAAAAUCGCUGCCGCAACAUCUGGCGUUUACCGAGGAGAACCUCGAGUAUCAGAAGUCAAUGCUGGCGACGAGUUCGAAUACUGGGGCGUGGUCCUGGGCGUGCAUGCACGUCUACCGUGCGACGAGCGUGCUGGCGCUGCAUUAUGCGCGCAAGAUGCUACAGCCCGGCGCGAUGUUGGGCUGCCCUAGCUGGCCCGUACCGGUUAUCCUUACCAUCCAUCAGAUGAUGGGCGACAGGGCUAUGAACAGCACAUUGUUGGGUGGUAUUUUGUGGGCUCUCAUGAAAUAUUGCGGGAGGAACGAUGAUGAGAUUCACAAGUUAAUCGAUGCGAACAACAACCUCUGGGGUGUGUACAUGCCCCGACUGGUCGCCGACAAGCGCAGCGCCCACCGUCAUAUGAGCCCGCCAAGCUCGCACUCCUCCCCCGCCCAAACGCCAGAACCUCGCUCCGGACCUCGAUUGAAGCAUCCGUCCAUGUCUGGACCGCCGACUUCAGCCUCAUACGCGUCGUCUACGACAUCGCAUCCCACGCCGUCGAUGUCAUCUAGUCUGCCGCCCCUCGUACCCCCUGGCCACAUGCCUAAUUUGAUCGCACCGUUGUCCGCCAAUAUCCCGCCACCUUUCCUGGCCUCGCAUUACCCGCAGGCACCUAUAGUCCCCGCCAACGCCAUUCCGCCCGAAUUUAUGGCCGGCCCGCCGCCCCCUUCUAUAGCGCAAUGGAUGCACUCUCGACGACCACCCACAGCGUCCUGGUCGGAACCCUCGUCCUCGAAUGCGCAGGCACAUCAUAAUCAUAAUAACAACGCGCUGCCGUCCCUCAAAUCGUCCGGGUUGCUGGAAUUUGCAGGCAAGGGGACGGCAGACCCGUCGUCUAUCCCUCCACCGCCGCCGCUCGCCGGACCAUCGAUCGAUACGUCUAUGCGCCAAAGCACGUCGGACGCCAAGGAUGGCCAGCCGCUGUCCACACCGGUGCGCAGCGCGCCUGUGGGGAUGCCCUGGCUGGCGGACGAGCCAGUGUCGAGGUAG
Messenger RNA from Schizophyllum commune H4-8, 2412 nucleotides. RefSeq lists its product as uncharacterized. Gene Ontology annotation, biological process: DNA-templated transcription; regulation of DNA-templated transcription. Gene Ontology annotation, cellular component: nucleus. NCBI's taxonomy places the organism in Eukaryota, Fungi, Basidiomycota, Agaricomycetes, Agaricales, Schizophyllaceae. The transcript is spliced from 13 exons. The record is from RefSeq and is a predicted model, not a curated record. The coding region runs from base 1 to 2412 and encodes 803 amino acids. Gene Ontology annotation, molecular function: zinc ion binding; DNA-binding transcription factor activity, RNA polymerase II-specific; DNA binding.